Messenger RNA from Octopus sinensis (East Asian common octopus), 1313 nucleotides. RefSeq names its product phosphatidylglycerophosphatase and protein-tyrosine phosphatase 1-like. Gene Ontology annotation, biological process: protein dephosphorylation. The coding region runs from base 449 to 1030 and encodes 193 amino acids. The transcript is spliced from 5 exons. NCBI's taxonomy places the organism in Eukaryota, Metazoa, Mollusca, Cephalopoda, Octopoda, Octopodidae. Gene Ontology annotation, molecular function: phosphatidylinositol-4,5-bisphosphate 5-phosphatase activity; protein tyrosine/serine/threonine phosphatase activity; phosphatidylglycerophosphatase activity. The record is from RefSeq and is a predicted model, not a curated record.
UGUGUGUAUGUUUCCAUAUGUGUGUGUUUGUGUGUGUGUGUGAACAAUGUCAGUGUGGUCGUUUUCUUUCUCCCUAUUGUUGGUGAAAUCACGAGGAAUUCUUUAGGAUUUCAAAGAAUUCAAUGCUGUGUGGGAUGGAAAAUGCCAACCGAUUCACAUACAAAUUGACGGCCACCAAGCAGAAUCCCCGUCAUCCAAGGCUGCCUUCCCUUGACAGCUUCAUCUUUUCAACUUCUCUCCAUCAUUCCUCUGUGGUUUUGCACAGGACACAGCAACUGGUCACUUGAAAGCGUUUGACCAGUGACACAUUCACACACACCUGACAACAAGAAAACAAAAACUAUUUUUCUUCAGUGGUGGUCAUCAUACCGAGUACAGCGUUCAGUUGCAGAGUUGAGAUCAAUUGGUUAAAAUCGUUCCUUGGAAAACGUGAAUAUCUCCAGAGGCAAUGGAUCAAUUUUCUGCCAUUGGAACAUCAAUCCUCAGCAAAGUUGCCUUUUAUCCGUCCCUUUUCUACAAUUAUGCCUUGUAUUUAGCUUCCUUUCGUCAUUGGUAUGUUCGUAUAGACAGCUCAAUCAUCUUUGGUGCCUUACCAUUUCGGCAAAUGGCCACAGAGUUGGUGGAAAAGGAAAACGUCAGAGGUGUUCUCUCAGCCAAUGAAAAUUUUGAAACAAAGCAUUUUACACCAUCAAAAGAGGAAUGGAAGGAUCUUGGUGUUGGUUUCCUUCAAGUGGAAGUUGAAGAUUUCAUUGGGACACCCAGCUUGUGGCAGGUCACCCAAGCUCUGGCAUUCAUCAGCUAUUAUCAACAACUUGGUCAGUGUGUUUAUGUCCAUUGUAAAGCUGGGCGGACAAGAAGUGCCAUCAUUGUUGCUUGUUAUCUGAUGAUGAAGAACCAGUGGGAUGACACGACUGCAUGGAACCACAUCCUCUCUAGAUGCACCCAUGUGCGACUGACCCAGCAGCAGCAACAAUUCCUUCACUUCUUCUACUUAACUGAGACCAGCAUGCAGAAACUAAGAACCAGAUGAUUCCCAACUCAGACAUGCUUCAACCUCCAUUCAGUUUACAAGAAAUAGCGACUCAACAUAUAUUUAUCAGCUGAAAUCAAUCCAAAAUGAACUCUUCUGAAACCCUGGGUGUCCCUCCACAACAACUUAUAUUAAACUCACUUUAACAAUUUGAUCUCAACAUACGGUUUUAGCUCAAUGUAGGACAGCCACAAUGCAUCAUAGAAUGACUUCAACCCACAAGAACUACUUUAACUCAAAAUACAACAGCCUCAACCCAAUAUAUAAAACAAUCUCAUCUUAA